Lobosporangium transversale is the source of this 1094-nucleotide messenger RNA. RefSeq lists its product as hypothetical. Lineage: Eukaryota; Fungi; Mortierellomycota; Mortierellomycetes; Mortierellales; Mortierellaceae. The record is from RefSeq and is a predicted model, not a curated record. The coding region runs from base 197 to 862 and encodes 221 amino acids. The transcript is spliced from 2 exons.
GAUCGUGUUGUGCAAGUCCAAUAAAAGGUUACGUCUCCUCCCAGCCCUUGACUUCUUCCUCCUUGUUCAUCAUUCCUUUUCUCUCCCUUCUCAUCUCAUUCCCUCAGCUCCACUCCCUUCCUAAUUCUCAUUUUCUGUACGACCCAAAACAUUUACGCACGUAACACAGCCGUUAAUAUCUUCUUAAUCAUUCAUAAUGAAGUUCACUGCCUGCCUCGCUAUCCUCGGCGCUACUGCCUCUCUUGCCUCCGCCUUCGUCAACCCCAAGGAGCCUUGGGGUCAGUCAAGCUGGAAGCCCGGCACCCAGGUCAAUAUCACCUGGGAUGAAGAUGGUGUUGAGCCAAAGUUGUCCUCUAACCCUGUGGUCGAUAUCUUCCUCAACACCGGUGCUGACCAGACCAACGUCAAAAUUGCCACCAUUGCUACUGGCAUCGAGGUUGGCAAGACCAACAGCUAUCUCUAUACUGUUCCCAACGUGUCUCCUCCCGGAAAGAUUUAUUUCUUGACCUUUGUCGCCACCAAUGGUCCGGGAAUGGCCUGGAGUACCCGUUUCACCAUCACCGAUGCUGCUGGUGAGGCCGGCACCUUGGCUCCCUCCGCUCCUGUCGGAUCUAACCCUGGCGCCAUCGGUGCCACUGUUACUGCCCCUGUCUAUCUGAACAGCCCAACUGCUGUCGUCCCUGCCCCUUCUGCCACUACCACUGCCCCUGUCUCUGGCGUUGGCGCUGGCACUAACCCCUCCUCUCCCGCUGGCGCUAACCCUACUCCAAGCAACAAGCCCAGCAGUGCUGUUUCUCUUAGCACCUCAGUCUUGACUGCUGCUGCAGCUUUCGUCGUUAGUGCUGCUGCUCUUGUCCUUUAAACGAUAAAGAAGAGUUUUAAUUAACCUGUGUGCUAUUAUGUGUGUACUGUCAUAAGUCGUAUCCCUUCCAUUUCUUUCAGAAUUCAUACCCACCAUCUCUUCCGUGAUCACCUUAAAAUAUUAAUAAAAAAACAUAAAUUGGUCAUUUUACAGCAGGGGAGGAGACCUCUGACCCUUGCCAUGUAACAUACUUCUCUUUAUCCAUCGUUGUACUGUUCAUUUCUGAAGCUCG